Messenger RNA from Fusarium subglutinans, 1062 nucleotides. Its product is annotated as integral membrane protein PTH11. The transcript is spliced from 8 exons. NCBI's taxonomy places the organism in Eukaryota, Fungi, Ascomycota, Sordariomycetes, Hypocreales, Nectriaceae. Bases 1 to 1062 code for a protein of 353 amino acids. The record is from RefSeq and is a predicted model, not a curated record.
AUGUCAGGCUGGACUUACAACGCCCCGAGCGGCUCGCCAACCGAUGGCCCUCAAAUCACGUCCAUUGCUGUUGUUUUUACAGCCGUUGCACUCCUUACGGUUCUCCUAAGAGUUUAUGUCCGAGGGGUUAUGCUCAAAUCGGUGGGAGCUGAUGACUGGAUCAUCGUUGUGACAUGGAUCGCGAGCUGUGGAUUCGCUGUUGUGACGGUGAUACAAACGAAAUGGGGGCUCGGGUUGAAGAAACUUGACGACUUGCCUCAGCAGAACUACUACAACUUCAUGCUGCUACAAUUCAUGGGCGCGCCAUUUAUUCUAGGGUUCAAGCUGAGCCUCUUGAUCUCGUACCUGAGAUUUAUGGCGUCGGGCAUAUGGUACAGAGUGACAGUCGGCGUCGCUGUUGCCUGUACACUCUUCCAUCUCUCGUUCUUGAUUGCGCAGAUCAACCUUUGUACACCUGUUCGAAAACAAUGGGAUUUGAGCGUUACGCACGGCUCGUGUCUCAAGGGCGUGCCUAUGUACACCGCCAUGGCCUCAAUCACCAUUGUAUUUGAUGUUGUCGUAAUGAUGCUCCCUUUCCCGACAUUACUCAAGCUCCAGAUGCCGAACCGCAAGAAAGUCGUCCUCCUCGGUCUCUUCGCCAUGGGAAUCUUCAUCUCCAUCAUCCAAAUCGUCCGCAUUCAGACCAUAAAAUCCCUCUCCAACCUCCUCGACUCAGCCGGUCUCAUCAAAUGGUCCAUGGUCGAGAACAAUCUCGGAAUAAUCGUCGCUUGCGUCCCGACCCUCGCCCCUCUUGUGCGUUACUUCAGCGAGCAGUCACGCGUCGGCAGUCGCAGCCGCAGCAAGUCCCAGAACAAUUCCGGUUACGCGCUGCAGUCGACCUACCGCAAGAACCUUUCCCGAAGAAGCGGACUGCAACCCUUGGGCAGUGGGGUUGAUGAGCAGAUUGGUGAUAGUGCAGAGGACAUUUUGGCCAAGGAGGAUGGAAUCAUGCGCAAGACGGAAAUUGUGAUUAGUUCAGCUCAGGGACCGGUGGAUAGGGGAGAGCUCACUCCGGGACAUUAA